Molecule: messenger RNA, 1133 nt
Organism: Rattus rattus (black rat)
Lineage: Eukaryota; Metazoa; Chordata; Mammalia; Rodentia; Muridae
Product: 60S ribosomal protein L7-like
Exons: 5
Coding region: 195-1067 (290 amino acids)
Biological process (GO): maturation of LSU-rRNA from tricistronic rRNA transcript (SSU-rRNA, 5.8S rRNA, LSU-rRNA)
Cellular component (GO): cytosolic large ribosomal subunit
Molecular function (GO): structural constituent of ribosome; RNA binding
Source: RefSeq, a predicted model, not a curated record
GUCGAGUGUGACUAAAAGUUAGUGUGCAGUAACAGUUUCGUCAGCGUGGCUUGGCAACUUGUAGUACAGGCCAGGACUGAGGACCUGGAAUAAGCAGAAGUCUCAUUCAUUUCAUGUCAUACGUGUUUACCCUUAAGCUGAUGUGUGUGUGAGGUGAAGGCUGUGGGCGGUGAACUCUGCAUCUGCAGUAGAGCAUGUGGGAUCUGCUGGUUAGAGUGGGUGACAGUUUUGACUACAGUACUGAGCACCUAGUUUGUGUGGUACUUCACCUAUUAACAAUGUCCUCUACUAACGACAGAGAGAAGAAAAAGAAGGUUGCCGCUGCGCCAGGAACCCUUAAGAAGAAAAAGGUUCCUGCCGUGCCAGAAACCCUUAAGAAAAAGCGAAGGAAUUUCGCAGAGCUGAAGGUCAAGCGCCUGAGGAAGAAGUUUGCCCUGAAGACACUGCGAAAGGCAAGGAGGAAGCUCAUCUAUGAGAAGGCAAAGCACUAUCACAAGGAGUACAGACAGAUGUACCGGACUGAGAUUCGCAUGGCUAGGAUGGCGAGGAAAGCUGGCAACUUCUAUGUGCCCGCAGAACCAAAAUUGGCCUUCGUCAUCAGAAUCCGAGGUAUCAAUGGGGUGAGCCCAAAGGUGCGCAAGGUGCUGCAGCUGCUCCGUCUCCGGCAGAUCUUCAAUGGCACCUUUGUGAAGCUCAACAAGGCUUCAGUGAACAUGCUGAGGAUCGUGGAGCCCUACAUUGCAUGGGGGUACCCCAACCUGAAGUCAGUAAACGAGCUCAUCUACAAACGAGGCUAUGGCAAAAUCAAUAAAAAGCGCAUCGCCUUGACAGAUAACGCCUUGAUUGCUCGAUCUCUUGGUAAAUUUGGCAUCAUCUGCAUGGAGGAUCUAAUUCAUGAGAUCUAUACAGUUGGAAAACGCUUUAAGGAAGCAAAUAACUUCCUAUGGCCCUUCAAACUGUCUUCCCCACGAGGUGGAAUGAAGAAAAAGACAACUCACUUUGUAGAAGGUGGAGACGCUGGCAACAGGGAAGACCAGAUAAACAGGCUUAUUAGACGGAUGAACUAAGGUAUUGCCCAUGGUAUUUUUAUAAUCUGGUCGGUUAAUAAACAGUCACAGCUUGGCAAAUUGAAA